AUGGCACGUACUAAGCAGACAGCCCGCAAAAGCACUGGCGGUAAAGCCCCGAGGAAGCAGUUGGCCACUAAGGCGGCGCGCAAGAGCGCUCCAGCCACCGGUGGCGUGAAAAAACCUCAUCGUUACAGGCCUGGCACAGUCGCUCUCCGUGAGAUACGAAGAUAUCAAAAGUCCACCGAGUUGCUUAUCCGCAAGCUGCCCUUCCAGCGUCUCGUUCGCGAGAUUGCUCAGGACUUCAAAACUGACCUCCGAUUCCAGAGCUCCGCUGUCUCUGCCCUGCAAGAAGCAAGCGAGGCGUAUCUGGUUGGUCUCUUCGAGGAUACCAACCUCUGCGCCAUCCACGCUAAGCGUGUCACCAUUAUGCCCAAGGACAUACAGCUCGCCCGACGCAUUCGCGGAGAGCGCGCUUAA
Molecule: messenger RNA, 411 nt
Organism: Protopolystoma xenopodis
Lineage: Eukaryota; Metazoa; Platyhelminthes; Monogenea; Polystomatidea; Polystomatidae
Source: the annotation of a GenBank genome assembly